Molecule: messenger RNA, 2448 nt
Organism: Dreissena polymorpha
Lineage: Eukaryota; Metazoa; Mollusca; Bivalvia; Myida; Dreissenidae
Exons: 9
Coding region: 58-1476 (472 amino acids)
Source: RefSeq, a predicted model, not a curated record
AAACAGUGCGAACUGUUUAUUUCGUGUUGGAAUGUAUAGUUUAUAACGGAUUUAACAAUGGAAAACAUAAGCAAACUGUUUAUUAUACUUUGCUUUGGAUAUACUUUUGCUAAAGUUCCCGAGCUACGCUUCCACAAAGGCAACCUCUCACAAGUAGACGAUAAAAUUGUGUGUCAUGUGGCUAAUUUUUCUAAUGUCUUAAUACGAUUUUUGAAAACAAAUCAACCAAUUGCAGACAUUUGGAAUAAUGGAAGAUCAUGUGAAACGAAUUACCUCACCACUGACACCUUUAGAUGUGGUUGCGACGGCGAGUUGAAUGCCGAGUGUAAUAUAUCUAUGAAUUCGUAUAUUGGUGAAUGCACAUUUUGGAGAUGUGAAGCUCUUCAAAACGGUUUGAUUGUGUCUAGCGCGCCUGUAAACGUGUGUUUACCUGGCUUAACAACUGAUGUGACUGAAAUGGCGAAUUGCUCAACAGCUUCGCCGUUAAGUUGGAUUUCUGAUAUUAAAGUUGCCAUUGGUGGAUUCACAUUGGAAAUGAACGACACAUUAUUUCCUUUAAAGACAUAUUCUAUCGACAACAUUACCGCACUUAUAAAUUCGUUUCACAGAGAAAAUAAUGGCUCUAUAAUUGUUUGUAAACUUGACGAAAGAAAGAACGAAAAAUGGAGCCUAACUAUUUUAUAUCCACCGGAAUUGUGUUCUUUGUGGAAUACUACAACAAACACAAGUACAGCGAAGCAUGAUAGCUGUAUAAAACUAAGAGGCAAUCCUAACGUCACACUUACAUACGUCCAACAUUCUGGAAGAUGUCAAUCAUCGUCGUCAUCCAGUACACCUGGUGUAGUAACGUCCUCCAUUUGUGAGGCUGUCAACAGGAACGACAUAGGGUCUUUGAAGCUAGUUGGCGACAAAAGUGGCAGGUUCCAGCCGGAAAUUCUUGAUCCUGCAAACAUACAAAUAUUUUCUGUAAAUGGUUUAAGUCUGAAAAACUUUAAAUUUAAUGUUACGCAAGAACUCGAGUUUAAAUGCCUGGGAAAUGGCAAUCCACCACCGAAAAUGAAACUGUUUAAAGACGGUAGUGAGAUUUGGAGCGAAUACACAUUCUUGAGACAAAAACUACCUCUGUCAGGACUUCGGGAUUCUGGAAAUUAUACAUGCGUAUCUUCCAACGCUCUCGGAAUCGCCAAUGAGACAAUUAUUGUCAGUUAUGAAAUUGAAAGACAAAUUGAUCAAGACCUUCGUCUAGAUUCUUCAUCAAGUAUUGACAACGGCAUCAUAUUAGCGGGAGCAAGCGCAUUAGUUCUUCUUGUGAUAAUUGCUGCUGCAACAUGUGUGUACAAAAUGUACCGAAGAAUGAUGUCCAUGGGUAUUGCUUUGAAUACACAACAAUCAAUUCUUCCAAUGACUUAUCGUAUAGACGCCGAUCAAAUUGACAACAAUGUCAACGAUUCACCUGCGUUGCCCGAUCAGAUUUGAAUAUACCAUGAAAUUGACCCUGACUUGGUUUCUUUUGAGAUGCGUCAAGAAAACUAUGGCGCCAAUAAUGGCGGCAAUACUUCAGUCGAACAAUGUCGUUAUGAGGAUUUGGACAGUUCGAGACUUGGCGACGAACCGCAGUACCUCAGAGUGGUUUCUGAGUAAUAUUAAGACAGUUGCAUUCAACCUUUAUUUGUAUUGACCAUAUUGUUUAUUGUAAAACAGUUCAAGUAUAUCCGAAUUCUCAUCGCAUUCAUUGUAAGGUGGUUUAUAAUUUAGCAAACAUUAAGAGUAUGUUGUGGUGGCAAAUUAAUGUAUUAAUAGUUGCAUAUGAUGCUCUGAGGAUAAAUUUUUAUUUACAUUUUUUAGACACUUUGUGAAUAAAUCUCUGCAAGAUGUUGAGUUUUGGGAGCUAUUCGACCAGAGCAAACUCCUUUCAUAUGCUUUGCAUUGACAUUUAUCUAAGCGUCAGAUGGUCAUCUGGUCUCGCCAAAGGACCUUUUAGUGAUAAAAGCUGAUUCGGAGUUUCACAUGCAUAUCGUUAUUGACAAACUAAAAGCUAUUGAAAAUUUAAUAAAUACAAUUAAAGUACUAAGAAAAACGUGAAUAUAAUUAUAAUUUUGGUUUGAAAAGGACUAAGUAGACAUUCGAUAAAGGUUUGAACAGACAAUCGCGAAUGUUUUUAAUAUUUAGUGCUAACACAUAUAUGGGCAUAGUGUUAGCAACUUUGCAAAUGUUAUAACGUCAGUACAUGUUUGUUUUAUAACAAGUGUUAUAUUGGGUUUUGUAAAUCGUUGUUUUUGUAUUUGCUAUAUGUAACAAUAUAAACGCUUCAAUGGUGCAUUAUGUUAAUGUGUGUCAAUUUAACAAGUGGUUUCUUUAGACAUGGUAUUUAUUUUUAAUAUAAUGGCUUCGCUUUAUGUUACAUCUGUUCAAUGGUCUGUUAGAUACAUUGGCUUUACCUUUUGAAUC